This is a messenger RNA of Acanthochromis polyacanthus (spiny chromis), 2262 nucleotides long. It is a transcript of the gene slc3a2a, whose product is annotated as solute carrier family 3 member 2a. NCBI's taxonomy places the organism in Eukaryota, Metazoa, Chordata, Actinopteri, Pomacentridae. The record is from RefSeq and is a predicted model, not a curated record. Gene Ontology annotation, biological process: amino acid transport; carbohydrate metabolic process.
ACUGGUUCCUCCCUUUAUGGGCGGAGAAACCAAAGCAACUACAAAUACUGAGAGGCUCUUUGUGGGAUUAGAGACAGACGAGAGGAUAAACGAUUGAGGACGACAGAACAAACACACGGACAGACUUUAAACAGAUUAAACCAUGAGUAAGGACACGGAGAUCGACAUGAAAGAAGUGGAGCUCAAUGAGAUGGAUCCUGAGAAGCAGCCCAUGACGGGCGAUGGCCAGGCUGCAGGCGGAGAGAAAAAUGGCAGCGUGAAGCUGAAGGUUCCUGAAGACGAGGUUACAUUCACCGGCCUGUCCAAAGAGGAGCUGAUGAAGGUUGCUGGUACUCCAGGAUGGGUGAGAACUCGUUGGGUGCUUCUUGUCCUGUUUUGGCUCGGCUGGGUCGGCAUGCUAGCUGGAGCCAUAGUGAUCAUUGUCCAGGCCCCAAGAUGCAAACCCAUCCCUGACAUGAGCUGGUGGAAUGAAGGACCUAUGUACCAGAUCUCUGACGUUAAAGCUUUCUCUUCAGACCUGAAAGGUGUUGAAGCUAAGUUGGAUGACAUGAACCAGUUGAAGGUGAAAGCUCUGGUUCUCGGCCCUAUCCACACUGUCCAGCCCAACAGGUCAGCCACGCUUGAACUUCAACAGAUCGACUCGCCCUUGGGUACGCAGGAUGACCUGAAAGCCGUGCUGGACAAAGCCCACAAGAAGGGCAUCUAUGUGGUGUUAGACCUGACUCCAGACGCCAAGGGAUCUGAUCCCUGGUUCACUGACAAUAUUGAUGAUAUGAUGGAGAAAGUGAAGGCUGCAGCUGAGUACUGGCUGAAUUUUGGUGUUGAUGGCAUCAAGCUGUCUCAGCUCACUGUUGCCACCGAAUCUGCUGAUUGGUCAAAACUGCAGCUGGCUGUCCAGGGCAACCGCACUGAUGACACCAAGAAGAGGGCACUGAUGGGUGUGGUUGAAGGUAUUCCAGCACCAGAGGUGUCUCAUCUGGUUAAUACCUCUGGAGUAGAUCUGGUCUUGUCUGACCUGCUCAGCCGCAAUACUGGAGGUGUGGAGCGCAUCAAGGACAUGGACGACCUCCACUCUGAUCAGAGAAGUGUGGGCUGGGGGCUCGGUGCUGCACAAAAGGACCAGCUGUCUAAACUGGCAACAAGCUGGGGCCUGAUUCGUCUCUACCAGCUUCUGCUAUUCACCAUGCCUGGAACCCCAGUGUUUACCUACGGAGAUGAAAUUGGCCUUGAGGCAACAGCGGAUGCUCCUCAGAUGAUUUGGGAUAUAGAGAAGGAACCUUCAAAGGCUUCCGAGAAUGAGGAUGCUAAGACUCGGCGUACGGAGCGUGUUGAUGUAAGGAAGUGGUUCAAAUCCCUCAGCGACCUGCGAGGUAAAGAGCGCUCUCUCCUCCACGGCGACUACUACUCCCUCUACUCCUCAGAUUCCUCGCUUUCUUUCCUCCGUGUGUGGGAUCAGAGCGAGAGAUACAUAACGGCGGUGAACUGGGGAUCGCAGCCGAAGCAGCUCACACUCAAACUGACACCUACAGAUGGAGUACAGCUGCCAAAGUCGGCUAAGGUGAAGAUGUCGACUGACUCAGACCUUGCAGCUGAUUCCUCCAUCAACCUGGACAAUUUAAAACUAGGAGCUGGACAUGCAGUCCUCCUGCAGUUCCCCUAUACAGCCUAAAGGAGGCGCCAAGCUAUAGGAGAGCUGCACUUGAGAUUUCUGUUUUUUAAAAGAUACUAAAUCCAUAGGAAAAAGAUGAGGCAUUGAAAUGAUAUAGGAUAUUACUUUUUACUGUGAUAAAUAGAAAGUUCCAUCAGUUUACUUAGACAGAGCAUACUUAAAUUGGGUCGAAGAAAAAUCAGCUGUACAGAUACAAAAUAAAGGCCAGUAUCUACUCAUUUGGAUAUUUUUAGGUUGUUUUUGCCGUUUUUAUUGUGCGAGGAAAAGAGUCAGCCACCACAGAUGUGCACUCCUCAAUUGAACGUUUUGUUCUUUUGUGAUGUUUUGUUUAGGUUUUUUUUUACUAUCUGCGCAUUGUCCAAAUGUGCUUCAAACAUUCCAUUCUUGUUCUUUGGGGCAUUUCUGUAGUAACUGUGGUGUUUCUCAUUCAUGACUUUUAAAAUGUUCUGUUUUAGUGACGGUUUUACUUUGUCUUAUGGGCUUUCUUUUUGUUUUUCUCACCAAAAGCCAGAGUCAACUUUGAAAAUGUGUGGCGAUUCAAGUUUGUCAAGUGAACUGAUUUGGAAAUGAAUAAACAGAAAGCUCGGCACUGA